Symbiodinium sp. CCMP2456 is the source of this 435-nucleotide messenger RNA. Lineage: Eukaryota; Dinophyceae; Suessiales; Symbiodiniaceae. The record is from the annotation of a GenBank genome assembly.
AUGCUCUACCGGAACAUUGGAGAUGACAGCGUGUGGGCGAAAGCGCAGCUGUCGCAGCCAACGAAGGCCCAGCUUGCCGCGAAGGCCGCCGCGAAGGCCGCCGAGGCCGUGAACGCGAGAUCCCGAAACCUGGCGUCGGGGAAGCCCAAGUCCGCCCAGGAGAUCUUGGCCAGCUUCCGGAAUCACUGGAAGGACAAGGUGGCGGAGCCCGAGGAGCCUGAGGAGCCCGAGGACGCAAAGAAGCCAGAUCCAGACCCAGACCAGGCCUCGAAGAAACUUGAGAAGCAUUCCGACAGUUUCCCACGAAAUCUGUGGCAGGCCAAGGGGAAGCCGGAGGCCAAGCCCAAGAAGCGGGACUCCUCAGAGUCCUCGGAGUCCGACGCGGAAAGGAAGAAGCGCCAAAGGUCACGUUGGUCGCGCUCCUCGUCGAGCUGA